Molecule: messenger RNA, 2212 nt
Organism: Ipomoea triloba (trilobed morning glory)
Lineage: Eukaryota; Viridiplantae; Streptophyta; Magnoliopsida; Solanales; Convolvulaceae
Product: 9-cis-epoxycarotenoid dioxygenase NCED1, chloroplastic-like
Exons: 1
Coding region: 107-1864 (585 amino acids)
Biological process (GO): carotene catabolic process
Cellular component (GO): chloroplast stroma
Molecular function (GO): carotenoid dioxygenase activity
Source: RefSeq, a predicted model, not a curated record
CACUCAUCAUUCCCAGUAGUCUUCUUUCUUUCCUCAGAGCUACAACACUCAGAAAAUAUUAUACAAUCACAAUCAAGAAUUUAAUUUGCAGAAAAUAUUGGCAGCCAUGGCGAAUUACAGUACUGCAGCUUCUACUGCCAUAAGUUGUAAGCCCAGGUUGUGUAGUAGAAAGAGCGUGAGAGUUAAUUGCUCUCUGCAAACUCCUUCUCUGCUCCAUUUUCCCAAGCAGACUUCCAGUCCGGUUACCGGAUUGAGUUCAGGCGGCGCCGUUGCGUCUCCGGUGGAGGAACGGUGUUCUUCUUCUUCUCCGGCGGCUCCGCGGUGGAAUUUGUUUCAGAGGAUGGCUGCAAUGGCCUUGGAUGCAGUGGAGGGAGGGUUAACGGCGCAUGAGCUUGAGCACCCUUUGCCGAAAACGGCGGACCCGAGGGUUCAGAUUGCCGGGAAUUUUGCUCCGGUGACGGAGCAGGCGGUCCGGCAGGGGCUUCCGGUGGUCGGGAAAAUCCCGGAGUGUAUUCAGGGGGUGUACGUGAGAAACGGGGCUAACCCGCACUACGAGCCGGUAGCCGGUCACCACUUCUUUGACGGUGACGGAAUGGUUCACGCCGUGAAGUUCAAUAAGGGGGCCGUUAGUUACGCUUGCCGGUUCACGGAGACGCAGAGAUUGGUCCAGGAACGGGCCGUGGGCAAGCCCGUUUUCCCCAAAGCCAUUGGGGAGCUCCACGGCCACACUGGAAUAGCUCGCCUCAUGCUUUUCUACGCCCGCGGGCUUUUCGGGCUGGUCGAUCACAGCAAAGGAACCGGAGUGGCCAACGCCGGGCUGGUCUAUUUCAAUAACCGCCUACUCGCCAUGUCGGAAGACGAUUUACCGUACCACGUGCGAGUCACGCCCGGCGGCGACCUGAAAACCGUGGAAAGAUACGACUUUAACGGCCAACUAAAUUCCACAAUGAUCGCUCACCCAAAACUCGACCCUGUUUCCGGCGAGCUCUUCGCUCUAAGCUACGACGUGAUUCAAAAGCCGUAUUUAAAGUAUUUCCGGUUCUCAAAAACCGGGGAGAAAUCCCCGGACAUUGAAAUCCCGGUCCCGGACCCCACAAUGAUGCACGAUUUCGCCAUAACCGAGAAUUUCGUGGUCGUCCCCGACCAGCAAGUGGUGUUCAAGAUUUCCGAGAUGAUCCACGGCGGGUCUCCGGUGGUGUACGACAAAAACAAGGUAGCCAGGUUCGGAGUACUAAACAAAUACGCUAAAGAUUCCUCGGAAAUGAAGUGGAUAGAAGUGCCGGAUUGUUUCUGUUUCCAUCUCUGGAACGCGUGGGAGGAGCCGGAAACGGAUGAGAUUGUCGUGAUCGGGUCGUGUAUGACCCCACCCGACUCCAUUUUCAACGAAUGCGAUGAGGGAUUAAAGAGCGUGCUCUCCGAAAUCCGGCUCAAUCUGAAAACCGGUAAAUCCACCCGAAAACCGAUCAUUCAAGACCCGGAAGAUCAGGUGAAUUUGGAGGCGGGAAUGGUAAACAGAAACAAACUGGGCCGGAAAACCCGGUACGCGUAUUUGGCCAUCGCGGAGCCCUGGCCUAAAGUCUCCGGGUUCGCAAAAGUCGACCUUUUCACCGGCGAAGUCAAGAAAUUCAUCUACGGCGAUGAGAAAUACGGCGGCGAGCCUAUGUUUCUCCCCGGCAGCUCCGCCGCCGAAGACGACGGUUACAUCCUAGCCUUCGUCCACGACGAGAAGGCCUGGAAAUCAGAGCUCCAGAUUGUGAAUGCACAGACCUUAAAGCUCGAAGCCACCGUGAAACUCCCAUCAAGAGUCCCCUAUGGUUUCCACGGCACAUUCAUCAAUGCCAAGGACUUAGCCACCCAGGCCUAAUUCAUUUCCGCCAUUAAAGACGAGAUUUACCAGUGGGAUAGUUACUGAUACAUCCCCGGAAUCUCUCUCAUCACUUUUUACUACAUAUUCAUUUCUUUUUUCUUUUUCUUAUUUCCAUGUGAGAGGUUUUCAGAGAUGGCCAGCUUGUAGCUUUGUGGACGUAGUUAUUAGGAUUGAAGCUCAGCUGGUUUCUGCUUAUUCUUUCACAUUAUUAUGUGCAUGAUAGAAAGAGAGAGAGUAUAUACUUGUAGAUUGAGUACAUUGAAUAAUCUCUACAGCUCUGUAAUGUACACAUCAGAUCAUCUGUUUUCUGUUGUAAAUAAAAUUAAAUGUCAUACUUCAUGUGUA